This is a messenger RNA of Aspergillus caelatus, 1668 nucleotides long. Its product is annotated as amino acid permease/ SLC12A domain-containing protein. Gene Ontology annotation, molecular function: amino acid transmembrane transporter activity. Gene Ontology annotation, cellular component: membrane. The record is from RefSeq and is a predicted model, not a curated record. The transcript is spliced from 2 exons. Lineage: Eukaryota; Fungi; Ascomycota; Eurotiomycetes; Eurotiales; Aspergillaceae. Gene Ontology annotation, biological process: amino acid transmembrane transport. The coding region runs from base 13 to 1668 and encodes 551 amino acids.
GACGACAAAAAUAUGGAUUCCAAAGAGAAUGAUCAUGACAAAUCCUCCCUGAAGGAGGAUUUCAAUGAAGGGCAUACCUCUGGGACCAUUGGGGGUUUGCAUCGUCGACUUGGAAUUCGACACAUUCAACUCGUCGCCAUUGGCGGCUCUAUUGGCACAGGCCUUUUCAUUGCCAUAGGAACUGGCCUUUAUAAGGGGGGUCCAGCAAGUCUUCUCCUUGCCUUUAUUGUUGAAUGCCUGAUGGUCAGCAUGCUCAAUAAUUGCCUCGCUGAAAUGUCCACUUACAUGGCUGUACCUGGCGGCUUCAUUGGCCUGGCGGGCAAAUGGUGCGAUGAUGCAUUGGGGUUCAUGGCAGGAUGGAACUUUUUUAUUUACAUGGCUCUGACUGUGCCUUUUGAGAUAUCUGCUGUCAGUGUGUUGCUUGAAUAUUGGCGAGACGACAUUCCCCACAUUGCCGUGAUCCUUGUUUGCAUGGCGUUCUAUGCGACCAUCAAUUUACUCGCGGUUGGAACAUACGGAGAAGCCGAGUUUUGGCUCAGCGGUGGCAAAGUGGUCUUGAUAUUCAUCCUCUUCGCUUUUACUUUCAUCACAAUGGUAGGGGGUAAUCCAGCGCAUGACACCUUUGGAUUUCGAUCUUGGAAUACCGGUGAUGCUUUUGCCGAAUACUCUUCGAAUGGAUCGCUGGGCCGCUUCGAAGGCUUCCUUGGAGCCUUGUGGAUCGCCGUCUUUACCUGCGUAGGCCCCGAAUAUAUUGCAAUGAUCUCGGCCGAGGCGAAACAUCCACGGAUAUACGUUAAAAAAGCCUUUCAAACGGUCUACUGGCGCUUCUGUGUCUUUUUCAUUGGUGGCGCUCUCUGUGUCGGUAUCCUGGUCGCUCACAACGAUCCCACUCUUGUCGAAGCUAUCUCAAGUGGCAAGUCCGGCUCCGCUGCUUCGCCGUACGUGAUCGCGAUGAAGAAUAUGGGCAUCAAAGUCUUACCCGAUCUGGUCACUGCCCUCAUGAUCACGUCAGUCUUCUCAGCGGGUAACACCUAUACCUAUGCGGCGACUCGAGCAUUGCAUAGCUUGGCAGUAGCAGGUCGUGCUCCCCGGUUCUUCGCAAAAACAACUAAGAAGGGUAUACCCAUUUACAGCUUCCUUGUUGUGAUGGCUUUUGCGUGUCUUGCCUUCCUCCAGCUCUCUGGUAGUGCAAUGCAAGUUUUGAACUGGCUCAUUAGUCUAACAACCGCGAACAUUCUCAUCGACUAUAUUAUUAUCACACUUACAUAUAUCAACUUCUACCAUGCCUGCAAAGCGCAGAACUUCGACCGGUCCAAGUUGCCUUAUUACGGUCGCUUUCAGCCAUAUUGCGGCUAUAUCGCUCUUGCAUGGAUGGUAACGAUCGCCGGUUGUUUUGGCUACGAGAGCUUCAGGCCUUGGAGCACCUCAAAUUUCUUCCUCAACUAUACUAUGAUUCUGCUGGCACCAAUCGUCUUUAUUUCCUGGAAAGUCUACAAAAGGACAAGAUGGCUACGACCGCACGAGGUGGAUUUGAUAUGGGAGGCGGAGCGCAUCGCAACAUACGAGGCACAUGAAUCAGAACAGCCCAUUGGCUUCUGGAGAGAGUGCGUCACUAUGUUCAACUUCAAGAAACAUUAUCGUCGGAAAGUUGCAGGUGAGGCGGCUUGA